Molecule: messenger RNA, 8505 nt
Organism: Hypanus sabinus (Atlantic stingray)
Lineage: Eukaryota; Metazoa; Chordata; Chondrichthyes; Myliobatiformes; Dasyatidae
Gene: tepsin
Product: TEPSIN adaptor related protein complex 4 accessory protein
Exons: 13
Coding region: 182-2047 (621 amino acids)
Cellular component (GO): trans-Golgi network membrane
Source: RefSeq, a predicted model, not a curated record
GUUGUGGGGUGGGGUGAGGGGACUCCACUGUAAAUCAUGAAGUUGUAAGGGUCUGGAGUAGCGGUGGACCCGGGCGCGGCUCUAAUUCACACAGGGCUAUAAACAACGGAAGCCUCUGGAAGACCCGGGCGAGUGCCCUGGGUUCCAUCCAUCGGUGGCCACAGACAUCAUUCAACUUCCUAUGCUAAUAAAAGCCACGUCGGAUGAUGAAAUACCAUGUCCUGGGUAUCUGUUUGAAGAGAUUGUCAAGAUUUCUCAUGAGUCUGUGGGAACUUGUCUGUGCCUGCUUGAGUAUUUGCUGGAGCGACUGCAAAGCAAUUCCUGUAAUGUCAAACUGAAGGUUCUCAAGAUAUUGCAGCAUGUUUGUGGCCAUGGUUCCCCUCGGUUUACAUUGGAGCUUCGGAGGAAUGCCACUCUUAUUCAGGAGGUAACAGUUUUCAGUGGGCCACCAGAUCCACUUCAUGGAAAUGCUUUAUUCCAAAGAGUUCGAAAAACUGCAGAGGAAUUAGCAAAUUUGUUAUUCUCUGAUGCUUUGCCAUUUCAAUCAUCUUCCACUUCAUCCCCUUCCCGACUAGGUCCACAGACAGAAGUUCCUGCUUUUAUAGGAAUGGGAUCAAGCCCUUCAUCCGGGUCCAUAAUGCAAGGCUUUGGGUGCACAGCAAGGAAAAUGUCUUCAGGUUCUGCCAGCGAUGCUAUUCUUAAUAAGAUACAGAAAGCAGCAGAAGCAGUAGUGAAUGUUGUACUUCCUCCAGAAAGCCCCAGAGAUUAUGGAAACAGUUGCAAUGGCGAGGGCUACCAGCCAGUGCUGUCAAACUCCUCUGAAGCAAAAGAAACAAAACCUAAAAAUCCUGUUAGUGCACAGAGUGCAAAAUUGUCUCGUCAUCAACCUGGUCAACCAGGCGGAGGCUGGGAAGAAAGUGACAGUGGGCACAGUUCCCAGAAUUCGUCCCAGACUAAUUAUAUUUCAGAUGGCAGCAGUGGCAAAGCAGCCACAGACAGCCAGUCAGGAGGCAGCAGAGAGAGUGGAGACUUGAUGGAAAGAGUUGAAUCAGUCAACUUGAAUGACUGCAUGCAAGAAAUAAGUUUGGUGAACAACCUGACCCAAGGGUCUAAUGUGUUCCUGACCAGAGAUGAAAUGCAGUAUUUUAUCAAAGAGUGUGCAUUGCUCAAUUGUGAAGCAGUUGUAGAGCUUCUCAACGAGAAACUGAAGGACCCCUCUGAUAUAGUCAACAUGCGAUCGAUGAGUAUUCUUACCACCCUGAUGUGCUCUGACCUGUUAUCAACUGACCAAAUAUUUGCAAUCACCCACAAAUGUUUGCAACAGUUGAGUGAGGGUGAACCAGGACCUGUGACCAAUCGAGCCACAAAGAUACUGAGGCAGUUUCAGGCUUUGAAUGGAAGUAAAUCAAUAACACAGGUUUCAUCAUCAGAAAGUCGUGUAACUGUAACCCCUUUAAUGGGACUCACCUCAGGGAUGAAAGAGAAGAUGAUGGUUCGGCCACUCCAGUUUCGUAUUGACUCGGAAAAGACUUUCCCAUCAGAGAAAACACCGGUAUCAUUAUUAUGCUUACCUUCAUCUUCACAAGAAGCAGAGACACAGGAAAACAAAGACUCAUUAUUUCCACCAUCAGAAUGCAAAGCUCAAAAUACAAACGUGACUCAAAAUACAUCCUUUAUAGUGGGUGCUGAUAAUAGAAACCCACCUGUAAACCUAAGUACGCUGCCACCAACAGGCAAGCAUAAUUUCCAUAAUGAGCAGCAAACCAUACUAACUGAGAGCCAGAGCACACACUCUGAGGACACGACAGACAAUAGACCCUCUCUGUUUACUGAUAUGGUUCUCGUGGGACAUGAAGCACCUCGUCCAUAUCUGGAGGCCUGUGUCAACCAAAGAUUUUCAUGUGAAAUGCAGAGUGUAACAGAACAGAACAAAAUGUGCAGUAAAACAGAGGUGAAGCUUCUGCACAGUAAUCUUGGACAGACUGACUCUGAAUCUAACCAACCAUCUGCAUUCUCAUUUCUUAAUACACCUUCAUGCAGUGGAUGAGUUCUUGUGUCAAUUUGGCUGUAAAUUAAGGUUAAACUAAUAUUGCACUUUCCCUCACAAGGUACUUUAACUUUUGUUCCUGCUCGGACACACAGAACUUUGCCUUACCUGUUUAUCAAAGCCUUGGUUUCAGAAUGCAGUAUUUGUACACUUGGGUGACACAGAGAUAUGAACACCAUCAAGCAGAAAAUUUGAGGACAUUUGUUGCUCAAAUUGAGGCCGAUUUGAAGCCAAGUGAUUAAUUUUGUGCCUUCAAAAUACUACAAUGGAACAUUUAAGUGUGACUGUUGAAUGUGGCUGUUUAACAUUGUUUGUGAAAACAUUUAAUUGCAUGUCAUACAUUCUUUUGGAGCAUACUUGGACUCUUUAUAUCAAUGAAACUGAAAAAUAUUAUUUAUGUAGUUUCAUAUCACAAUAAAAGCAUGGACCAAAAGAUCAUAAUAAAUAAAAAGCAGAAGAGCAGAUUUCUUUUAUCUAGUUGGGCUGCCAACUGUUAUGGUCAAGUAUGAAAUGAAAUGGUUUGCAAUUUUGAAGUUGGUUUCUGACAGCUGUCUGCCUAUUCAGUUUGAGAAGGAAUAGAUUCAUUGUAUUGGAAGUGCAGCUGAAAUAUGUGUGUUUUGAUGUAUUGCAAGUUGUGGUAGCCUACUUCCUGCUUUAUGGCAGCUGUAGAUUACACUAGAUAUGUCACAAUCAAAAAUAAAACUAUAAAUAUCUUAAAGAACUACAUCCUGAAAAAUAAUUUUUAGAUUUCAUCUGUUCUUAAAUUUGCUGAGUUCAUUCUGAUAUUUUAUUUGACACUAACACACCGGUGUGUUUCAUAAGCUGAUACAGUAUUGUUUAUGGGUGAUAAAUAGCAACAAGUACACAUUUAAUUUUGUCAUGUGUAUCAAAUUUCUUAAUUUUCAUGUGCAGUGUAAUCCCAGGAUACAUUGGAAUUAAGAAUGAGGAAGACGUUUGAAGACAGGUUCUUAAACAAUACAAAUAUUUUUUUAAAACAUUCUAAUUUAUCAGAUUGAUUUGUUUUGCUAUUCCUUCCCCAUUUUUUUCUGCAUGUAUCAAUUACCUAUCACUACCAGUUUUGUACAGACAAUGUUACUGCCAUUAUCCAUUUAGUAAAAGGACAUGUUAUUAUGCAGAUUCCUGAAUGCUAUAGUUUUUCUUACUGGAGUGGGGAAACAUCAGCCUUGGGAAUCAAAAAUAACGUGGCUCAAAAACUAGAGCAACUGCCUUUAUAGCCCAAGACCUGUGGAUUUUGCCAGCACUUUCAAUUGAGACAAGCCAUGUUCAGCCAUUUGAAUGACUGUAAACCUUGGAAGUUCCCACAUGAUCUAUCAAGUUCUUGGGACUCCAGUCGUGUGGCCUAGUCUUCCUGAGAGUGCUUCAUUUAAGUUUGAAGAAAGCACUUAGAGACUCUGCCAAUGAAUUAUCUAAAGUGAUGGUACUAAUUUGCCAUCAUGUGUGAUUUCAACUUAAGAACAUCUAGGACCUACAUGAUAAAGUUAUCAUUUAUUGCUAAUGGAACUGUUACCUGCCUCUACCAACUCCUCUGUUGGCUCCUUCCAAACAUUUCUCUUUAGUAUUUUUUUGCAUUUCAUUUUUAAGGCAAUCUGCUUAGAAUUUUAAAAUAUAGUAGAUUCUAGUUAAUUGGGACAACUCUUAAAGAACAAAAAAAAUAAUCGGGAAAAUAGGCAGGGUUCUCUUCAUUUAUUUGGGACACUCACUUAAUUGGGAUAAGAGACUGUUGGAAAAGUUUCUAAAUAGUAUGAGUCAUGUGCACUUGUGGCCAUUAAACACUGCACCCUGCUUAGAAUGAAGAGUUUUUAAAUAGCAAAUCGUAAACAUGAGAAAGUCUGCAGAUGCUUGAAAUCCAAAGCAACACACACAAAAUGCUGGAGGUAUUCAGCAGGUCAGGAAUUAAUCAUAGGUAGUUGACAUUUCAGGUCCUGAAGCAGGGUUUCAGCUGGAAAUGUUGACCAUCUAUUCAAUUCCAUAGAUGCCACCUGAUCUACUAAGUACUUCCAGCAUUUUGUGAGAGUUGUGUGUGAUCAAAAAUCAGCGAUUUUUUUUUGUCACACAGUUGAUGUAAAAUAAGCAGCAAGCCAGUUUGAAUUGUUUUGCUCUCUGCAGUUUCAAGCGUUCAGGCUUGGAUAUGCUAGACAUGGCCAGGAGUAAAAAUGAAAUGAUUUCACUUCAAGUUAAGAACCAUAAAGAAUCUGAAGUAUCACAAAUAAUCUUAAAUGUUCAAAUCAAAAAUGAAGGUUUGGAGGAUGCAAUCAUCAAAAGCAUAGUAUUAGGACAAUCUAUUAUCUAGAUCAUUAAUUUCUCCACAAUUUUUGUAAGAUGGAAAUUGAGUCUCUGCUGAUUUUGUUCAUCUACAGUCAAUCCUAAGAACACUGGAUAAAUUCCUUCAAUGAUAACUAUUAGGAACUACAGUUUUAUAGUACUGUGGAAGUAUUGUUAGUGCUUUAAUUUGUUCUAUACUUGAUUUGUUACUCAGCUAAACAGUAGUUUGACUUUUUUUAAAAAUACAUUUUUAACUAUUUCCAUGAAACUUGGGCUAAUUAGGGAAGCUGCUUAAUUGGGUCAAAAUGUACUGGACCUGUUGUGUCCCAGUUAACCAGAAUCCACUGUACAUAUCUACAUUGGGAUCAUUUUGUUCUGCUUUUCUUUAAGAAUAGAAAGAAUGCUAAUAGCAUUAAGAUUUUGUCUCACUUUUCACUGCAUGUUAUUUGAACAGCUCAUGGGGAAGAAUGAGUUAUUUUAAUCUUAUAAAAAUUGUGGAGAAAUCUAUGAUCUAAGAAUACACCUUAAAUCCAACAGCACCAGAGCACCUCUUACAGCAUCAGCAAAAUUUCUAAAUCGGUGGCCUAUAUUGCCUCCAUGCUGUUCAAUAUCUGUCUCGUAGGUCAGCCGUGGCUCAUUUAUUAGCACAUACUCAUGCUCAACAAAGUGAGGUUGAGUUAAAGUGGUACUUCACAAAAUGCAAGUACAAAAAGCCAAGUUGACCAUUGACUCUAUAGUACCGAGGGAGUGGCUGCAGAAGUAGAUGUAACUGAUUUUGCUCAAGACAUUUAAAUCUAUCUGCUUUCUAAUACGUACACUAUAGACCUGAUGAUGAUGCUGCUAAGUGUGUGAUGUCUGUCCCUGCUGUUCUAUCCAUUAUUUUAUUCCAGCAACAUCACUCAGAUAGUUUGGUAUUGCUACAUUUUUUUGUGGGGUAUUGUAGAUCGUCAGUUUGUGACUAUUCUUCCAAAUGUAAAUACCAUGGAACCACUAAUGUGGACACAAGAAAUAAUGUAUAAACAUAAGAUCUUUUUAGGUGAACAGUAUCACUUUCUUUCCUUACAACCAUAGAAUACAAUAGCUAAGCGAAAAGCACUGUUCUAAAAUCUAUAUUCACAGAAAUGUAUAUCCAAGUUUAUAGUCUAAUAGGUGAGAAUACUUAAAUUACAACACAAAUUAAUUUCCAAAAUUUCUUCAGUAACAUUUAUAUAAUAUUCAUGCCCAACUUAUACCUGGAAUUCGAUCUUAUCAGACAUCUCAGCUAUCAAAUCCAUUACUUGGUUCUUUGGCCAACUAUCAGAGAGCAUAAGGCAUCACAACAUUAACCAAUUUUGGUUUACUUUCUUCCUUUGAGCCCAAACCACACCUUUAGUUCAUGACAUGAAUUAAUUAGCCAUUUCUCAGUGAUAACACAUUGAAGAUCAAUAUAGCUAAAAUUCUUCACCUUUCUCAAUGUCCCAAAUCUGAAUGCAUUUCAGAUCAAAUGCAAAUACUACCAUAAGACCACUUAAAAUAUGAAGAAUCAAAUGAGCUAUUAGACUAAAAUAAAGCAAGCAUCACAAUUUGCUAUCAGCUGAACUAACUUUCCAUAAUGUAUUGAACAAAGACAAUUUCAAAGGUAAACAUAUUAAAGAAGGGCCAAUAUCAAGAAACUGGCAGUGCUUUCAAUAACUCUGAAAUCAAAGACCAAGGCAUCAAAAAUUUAAGUAAAAUAAAUUUUAUUUCAAAAUUGUUGAAAGCAAGAAAUGGACUUCUCUUAAAAAAUGAAGUUUCUACAAUAGGCUUUGCCAAUACGAGAUCUUGAAUAGCCAUGAUUUUUGUUACAGCUUAAAUGUCCAAAAUACCUAUUUUAAAAUUUAAAACAACUCUAAUCUGUGCAAAUCCACUUACUUGUAUGUUGCAUGUAUGAGGGUAAACAAAGACUGUCAAAUUACACUUACUGGUUAAAAUUAAGUCCUAAAAUGGUUACUGUAUGCAAGCCAAGUUAGAUCAGUAAAGUACUUUCUUUUUUGCCAGGAACUGAUGUCAAAAGUUGCAAACACCACAUUUGAGGUAGUGUUCUGUUUCCUUUCCAUUGUGGCUCUCCACAUAUCGCUCUAAUGAGAUUUAUUGAUGACCUAACUAGCAAUGUAACAUGACUUUGUACAUAUUGCUUUAUGAAAAAAAUUAUAUCAUUUUAAAAAAGUGUACUGGCUCUUCAUUUUAAAACCUUGUCCAUAUUAUCUUUUUACUUGCUGCCUCCCUAAUGUGCAUCACCUCAACGCACAGUGAAAUGAUUGUAGAGUAUUGUAGAUUGUAGAGCAAGCAGAAACCAAACCGACAUACUUCAAAUUAUUAUUUGCAUUUUAUCCUUGGCAAAGUGCAAAUAAGUCCUUCAGAAAGGAUGUAUUUCAUCCUUCAAAUUAUUCGCUGUGAUUGCAGAUCUCAAUGAGAUGCCUGUUGUAGUAUUUUCCAGAUGAUAAAGUCAACUGUGAUAAUCCAAGUUCUGCCAUGAGAAGAAAUUCUAACUAAAGCUAGUAUAGUAUUUUUUUCAUCAUCCAGAAGACCAAUUUCUUACUUAACAUCAACAUAUGUACUCAUUUAAAAUGUUCCCACUUUAAAAUGUAGUCACUUGUUCCCAAUUCAAAUUGAUCAGUGAUUUAUUGAAAAAUGAGUGCAAUUAAACUGUAGAGCCCAUGAACACUGAAGAACAAACUGAUGAAUUUACUGACAGGCAAAAGUUAUUUAAAACAUUUUAAAGAGCAAGCUAUCCAGAAUCUUAAUGUUAUAAUAUUCUGAACUGUUCCAGGCUGAACCUGAUCUUCAAUACAGUGGCAAGUUAGUGUCAAAACUAACAUUCACGUACUCUGGACUUCCACAUCACUGUAUUCUUGAUUGUAUUUCAAAUGAUCUUAUUAAAUUUUAUUGAGCAAAAAUGGUUACAAUAAUUUUGCAGUUUUCUUCUAAGGAUAAAUUUGGUAAUUUUAGUCUUACAAAUGAAAUUUCAGAUCUACAACAAAUUUUUAAAAAAAUCCCUGACAAAAAUCAAAUUUGCAGUUCCAUUCUAAAUUAAGAUUCAGGCUGGUACACCCUGAGGCUUUCAUAUAAAAACAGGAAUGUCAUUAAGUGUGUCAUUUACUAAUACUUGCAAAAUGCUUUUAUCCAAACAACAGUUAAAUAACUUAAGAUAACUAUUUAAUUUUAUUUUCCUCUUGCUCUCAAGUUGUGACUCUUGAUAGGUUGCCUCUCUUAUACCAGCCAACCGUCAGCAGUUUUUGACCACUUUGCUGCGUGAACACAUCUGCUAUGGAUAACCAGUAAAAAAAAAGCCUUCGACUCUUUACAACCAAGAUCAAAUACUAACAAAAACUAGGGAAUCAAACCUCUAGACCAGCGGACUAAUUUCUCAAUUUUCUCACAGCCAUCAAUUUCAUUUGCAUGUUAAAGCUAAAAAAUCCUUCUCUGGGAAUGGCUUAUAACUGUAACCAAAUUUGAAGACUUUAAGGGUACUUGUUCUGCUUUAAUGCAGUUUAGGGUUUUUUCCAAAUAGAAUCCCAAUGAAAGAAUAAUAUAGCCAUGGAUUAAAAGAACCUAUUUUGAUUUUUUUUGUUAUAUAGGAUUCCACAUCAAAUCACAUGUACAAGCUUAAACAGGAAACUAAAAAAUGUACUAUAUGCACUUUAUGGGCUCUCAAAGAUCUGUUUGUAAAAUAAUUUGCAAUCCUAGUGCAUUAUACAUUCAUUUUUAACACCUUCAAUUUGGCUGUAAAGCAGAUUCAUUUUUUUUAAAUACAAUGGAAAUACAAAACCAUUUUUUUGACCAAGUUGAACUUACUGUGUAUGAAAUAUAAACACCAUCACAUUAUUUCUCAUUAUAAAACAACUACAAAUUCUUGCAAUAUUAUUGGGAAGACUUUGCUCAAUUGUUGACUAAUUCUUCAGAGAAUAGAUUUACUAAGUCAGAUUUGUGCCACACAGGAUAAAUGAAGCAAUCAAGGCUACAGUUGUGCUGUUAUAGUCCCCACAAUUUUGAUAUUAUCUAUGUCCAAGGGCAUUUGAAGAGUGAAGAGAUGAUAUUAUUUUAAACCAAAUGGAGCAAAAAGGAAAAAGAUUGUGCAAUUUCAAUCAUCUAAAUACAAACAUCCACUGCAAAAAAAAUUACAUUUACAGUCCCUGUCCUUCAUUGAAGGCACACAA